Messenger RNA from Lonchura striata (white-rumped munia), 519 nucleotides. NCBI's taxonomy places the organism in Eukaryota, Metazoa, Chordata, Aves, Passeriformes, Estrildidae. The record is from RefSeq and is a predicted model, not a curated record.
AUGUGGAAAGAGAUUAAGUUUUUGAGGACUGAAAUGGAAAGGAAGAGCAAAAUUAUAUGAGACCUCCAAAACAAGAACAAAAGCCUCAAAAACAAGCUCUUGUCAGUAAACAAGCUUUGUGGUAUGCACGCAGAAGAGCCAAAAAAGAUCCAAGCCCAACUGAAAGUGCUUCGUUAUGGGAAAAAGGGUUUGAUUUUUAAGACACAACAGCUAACAGAUCUGGAGAAAAAACUAUCAGUUGCAAAAGACAAAUUGGAAAAUGCAGCCCUUGACAAAGAGUCCCAGCUGAAAGCUCUGAAGGAGACUGAGCAGCUUUGCCUGUCCUCCGUUCUGUGCAGUCAGCCUCCCACAGUGAGUCUGAUCUCCUCCAAACCAGCUGAGAGGCUGCCUUCCUCCAAUGCAAAGGGCUCCAAAGCCUCAUCUCUAGGGACAAGCACCAAGGUUGGAAGUGUUCAUGCCUCUGUCAUGAGAGGAGUACUGAAGGAUAAGGGCCAGCUGGACAGCAUGGAUCUGUUUUAA